This is a messenger RNA of Trichoderma breve, 1434 nucleotides long. Its product is annotated as major facilitator superfamily domain-containing protein. NCBI's taxonomy places the organism in Eukaryota, Fungi, Ascomycota, Sordariomycetes, Hypocreales, Hypocreaceae. Gene Ontology annotation, biological process: transmembrane transport. The record is from RefSeq and is a predicted model, not a curated record. Gene Ontology annotation, cellular component: membrane. Bases 1 to 1434 code for a protein of 477 amino acids. Gene Ontology annotation, molecular function: transmembrane transporter activity. The transcript is spliced from 5 exons.
AUGCCCGAACCAGAUGAUGGCCUAGAGUCUUCACCUCUCCUACAGGCGUCUGAUGAAGAUGCAGAGGAGAGAGAACAACCGAAAGCAGAUAAUCUCAAAUGGAGCAAAGUUGCUAUUCAAAAUGCCCUUUUGGCGGCAACUUUUCUCGUCCUAUAUGCAUUCGCCGACAUCUUGAGAUAUAUAUCAACAGUUCGUCUUGUCGAACUUGGCAUUUGCCGUGAGCAUUUUCUCCAAAGCGACCCUCAAUCUGAAGAACAUUAUCGCAACAUUCCAGAGCAUCUCUGCAAGUUGCCAAGCAUUCAGCAGCGGCUCGCACACCUACGUGGCUACCUGGCAGCUUUAGAAGCCAUUGUUGGUCUAGUCUUUACACUCCCAUACGGCCUACUUGUUGACCGCCUUGGAGAGCGUCUGGUUGCUGGGAUCAACGUUAUAGGAUAUUUGCUCUCCUGCGCAUGGAUUACCGUGGUUUGCUACUACUGGCAGUUUUUCCCCAUAUGGAGCGCCGUGCUGGCGCCACUAUUCAGGAUAAUUGGUGGCGGAUCACCGAUUCUCUCAUCAGUCAUAUACUCAAUUGCGGCGAAAAGUACUCCGGAUUCCAGCAGAGCUCAGUGUUUCUUUUUUUUCAUGGCUGCACAACUCCUGACCGAAAUCUUAUCAAUCAUGGUAGCGGCGCAAUUACUUGACCACAAUCUUCUGUUUACGCCCAUGAUCAUUAAUUUUCCGGUCGGCCUUUUAUGCCUUGCCACGCUUUUUAUCAUCCGCCCCUGCGCGACUCAUCCUGCCGGUCCACUACCAAGAGAUAGGUACGAGUCAGCCAGAGGAUCAGCAGCAAAGGUUCUUGGGUCUAUUCGAGGUAGCAGCCACGUUCUUUCGGAACUUUUGAAAGACCGUAAUGUUGUUGCACUACUUGCUACAGUCCCUGUGGCCAAGCUCGUGAACCCUGUUACCGAACUAAUGCUUCAGUAUAUUCCUAAAAGGUUUGGCCUAUCGCUUGCAUCGGCUAGUCGAGCCUUGUCCAUUCAAGCAAUCGAAAGCUUGAUCCUUCUCGUCGUCAUUCUACCAAUCCUGAAGAAAGUCUUCGAAGUCAGGCUCCAUAUUGUAUCUGCAAAAGCGGAUCUAUUCAUUGCUCAGUAUGGUUUUUUGUUCAUGAGCGCAGGCUGCAUCCUUAUGGCGUUAUCUCAAUCAUUGGGGGCCUUUAUUUCAGGGCUUCUCGUAUUCACACUUGGUUGCAGCACACGGCCAGCUCUACAGUCUAUAAUAACCGAUCUAGUUAAACGAUCAGCCGCUGGUGCGUUUAUACUCAACCGAUCCUUUGCAGUUGCCAUUGGGUGGGAUAAUAAGUUGUAUCUCGGGCUACCAUUCGUUAUCGGCAUGGCGUGCUAUAUCCUUGGCUUCGCGGGGUCCAUGCUCGUUGGGGGCGAUGCGCUUCUAUGA